AUGCGGUUCUGGCUGCUCGACACGAUCGAAGAGUUCGUCGCCGACGAGCGCCUAGUGGGCUCGAAGCAGGUGAGCUAUUCCGAGGAAUACCUCCAGGACCACUUCCCCGAGUUCCCGGUGCUGCCCGGCGUGUUCAUGCUCGAAGCGGCGACCCAGGCCUCGGCCUGGCUGCUGCGGCUCAGCGAGGACUACGCCCACAGCGUUAUCGAACUGAAAGAAGCCAAGAACAUCAAGUACGCCGACUUCGUUCGGCCCGGGUCGCGGCUUACCGUCACGACCGAGCUGAUGAAGAAAGACGACCGCGAGGCGACCUUCAAGGUCAGCGGCAUGGUCGGCGAUAGCACGAGCCUCAGCGGCCGGUUGGUGCUCGAAAGAUUCAACCUCGGCGACACGGAUCCCAGCAUGGCGGAAGUUGACGCUCACGUCGUCCGUUACAUGCGGUCGAUUGAGCAGGUGAUGACAAAGCUAGCGGCGCCAUCGCGGCAAGCAGACACCCGACGCGAUCGCCAUCGACUACCUCAGUUCAUUUUCGAGAAGACGAGUAACGGUAUGCCCAGCAAAGAAGAGAUCUUCGCCAAGGUCCAGGAAGCCCUCGUGGACGCCCUCGGCGUGGAAGAGGACGAAGUGACGCCCGAGGCGACCCUGCAGGGCGACCUCGACGCGGAGAGCAUCGACUUCCUCGACAUCGUCUUCCGCCUCGAGAAGGCGUUCAACAUCAAGAUCGAGCGUGGCGAGCUGUUCCCCGAGGACAUCCUCACCGACGCGGCCUACGUCGCCGACGGCAAGGUGAACGCCGACGGCAUCGCCAAGCUCAAAGAACGCAUGCCCUUCGCCAACCUCACGGCGUUCGAGGCGGACCCACAGGUCCAAAAACUCGGCAAGCAACUCACCGUCCAAGACAUGUGCGGCUUCGUCGAAUACAAGCUGGCGAAAUGGUUCUGGGUCGACCGCUUUUCCGAGUACGUCGCGGGCUCGCACGCGCGCGGGCUGAAGGGCGUCUCGCUCUCGGACGAGUUCAUCCACGGCCACUGGGACAUCUACCCGACGCUCCCCAACUCGCUCAUCGCCGAGGGCAUGGCCCAGACGGCCGGCUUGUUGGUGAGCGAGAUGUACGACUUCAAAGAGCUGGUGGUCCUGGCGAAGUUCACCAAGCUGUCCUUCAACACGCUGGUGCGGCCGAGCGAAUCGCUCGAGUACCACGCCACGAUCGGCCGCGCCCUCGACGCCGGCGCCCAGUGCAUGGUGACCGCCACCGCCCGCGGCAUCGAGGGCGAGCGCCAGCAGGCCGAGGCCGAAAUCUUCUUCGCCCGGCUGUCCACUAGCGAGGCCGACUCCGAAGCCGCCCAGAAGGGCCUCCCGCCCCGCCUGUUCGACCCCGCCGACCUCGCCCGCUGGCUCUACGUCACCGGCGUCUUCCAAGUCGGCGUCCACGAAGACGGCAGCCGGAUGAAGCCGCAAGACUACGAUUUCCCCUCCCACCUCAUGCGUCGCGUCGUCAUCACCGGCAUGGGCUGCGUCACGCCCCUGGGUCACACCGUCGAUGAGCUGUGGGGCAACCUGCUGGCGUGCAAGAGCGCCGUGGGGCCGACCACGCUGUUCGACGCCAGCUCGUUCCCCACCAAGAUCGCCGCCGAGGUGAAGGACUGGUCGGUCGCCGACGUCGGCCUCGACGCCAAGGAGUGGGAGCGCCGCGGCCGCCACACCCGUUUCGCCGCCGGCGCCGCCAAGCAGGCGAUGGACCAGUCGGGCGUCGCCGGUUCGGUCGAGCCUGCGCGGAUGGGCGUCUACCUCGGCGCCGGCGAAGGCCAACAAGACUUCGAGUCGUUCGCGCGGAUGAUGACCGCCGCCAUGCAAGGCGGCCAGCUCGACAUCGCCCGCUUCGUCCAGGAGGGGAUCAAGUCGCUCGACCCGCAAUUGGAAUUGGAGCAAGAGCCCAACAUGCCCGCCGGCUACCUGGCGGCGAUGUUCGACGCUCAGGGCCCCAACAGCAACUGUCUCACCGCCUGCGCCGCGAGCAGCCAGGCGAUCGGCGAGGCGACCGAGAUCAUCCGCCGCGGCGACGCCGACGUGAUGCUCUCCGGCGGCUGCCACAGCAUGAUCCACCCGUUCGGCGUGACGGGCUUCAACCUGCUCACCGCCCUCAGCGAACGCAACGCCGAGCCGCACCGCGCGAGCCGGCCGUUCGACCGCGACCGUGACGGCUUCGUGCUCGGCGAGGGCUCGGCGAUGGUCGUCCUCGAAGAGUACGAGCACGCCAAGAAGCGCGGCGCGACGAUCUACGGCGAACUGCUCGGCUACGGCGCCACCGCCGACGCCUUCCGCAUCACCGACACGCACCCCGAGGGGCGCGGCGCGACGACGUGCCUCAACAUCGCCCUCGCCGACGCCAAGCGCAACCCCACCGACAUCGACUACGUCAACGCCCACGGCACAAGCACUUCGGUGAACGACCGCGUCGAGACGCUCGCCCUCAAGCAAGCGAUGGGAGACGUGGCGUACCAGACGCCCGUCAGCAGCACCAAGAGCAUGAUGGGCCACCUGAUCGCCGCCGCCGGCGCGACGGAGUUGAUCAUCUGCCUCAAGACGCUCGCCGACGGCGUGAUGCCGCCGACGAUCAACUACGAGACGCCCGACCCCGACUGCGACCUCGACUACAUCCCGAACACGCCGCGCGAAAAGAAGUGCCGCACGGUGUUGUCAAACAGCUUCGGUUUCGGCGGUCAGAACGUGACGCUGAUCGCCGGCGCGGUGUAG
This is a messenger RNA of Symbiodinium sp. CCMP2456, 2754 nucleotides long. NCBI's taxonomy places the organism in Eukaryota, Dinophyceae, Suessiales, Symbiodiniaceae. The record is from the annotation of a GenBank genome assembly.